CAGUGGCGUAUCAGCUGUCAAACGGAUGGCCGUCAUAUGUAAAUAUUAGGACCAGUUUAACUGUGUUACACUUCACAUCAUGUGGGUCAACUGAGCAUCUGGAGUUGAAACAGAAGAAUGGCGCCAUCACAUGACAGUACGCUGCGGAAGAUGGGUGAAAUGUGGAUUAAAGACUCGGGUCAGCUUUUGUCCAGCGAGUAAAAUACUGCAUUCCAAGUAACAUGGUUUCAGCAGCGGUCCUGGGCUGGGGCGGGCUGGUGCUGGCGCUGUGCCUGACGACGUUCGGCGUGUGGUGGUGCGCCACACUCGCCGUCUGCCUCGCCGUCUUCAUUGUCGGAGGCCUCACACUGCUCUACCUGCUGCACUGGGAGGCGACGCUCAAGUACACGGCGGACCUGUACAGGAGACGUUCGCACGACAUCCGGCCCGGGCUCUCCAGGGUGGUGUCGGCGUCGCAGGCGGCGCAGAGGGAGCCUCCCCGACUGGACAGGCGCAUUACGGGCGCGCAGGCGGUGGACGAGACGCUGCAGGAGGUGCUGGCGCUGGUGCUGCGAGACUACCUGCAGCCCUGGUACAACCGCCUGAGCGCCGACGACGAGUUCCCGCGCGAGGUGCGCCGCACCGCCCAGCGCCUCGCUGUCAACUUCGCGGGCAGGGUGAAGGAGGUGGACUGGAUCCCGUACCUGACGACGCGCCUGGUGGACGACGCGGCGUCGCACCUGCGCCUCUUCCGGCAAACGCGCGCAAAAGCCAAGCAGCAGCGGCAGCCGCCACCGCCGUCUGGCGUGGGCUCGGAGCCGGUGUCGCUGACUUCGCUGCCCGGUGGCGACGCGGCCUCUAAAUCUGGGGGCGCCUCGCCGGUGUGUGAACACCUUUCGGUGCCGCCUUCCCAGCACCAACACGGCCACCGCCGCACCGGCUCGUCGGUGUCGCUGGGCGCGAACGCGACCCCACAGGCCGGGGGCUCCGGCAGUGGAUCGCACUCCCCCCAGCAGCACCCGCAGUCGCAUCCGCAUCCGCAGCCGGAGCUGGAGCCGCUCUUCUUCGACCUGGAGGUCACCAUGGAGGGGGGCAACCUGUGCCGCGACCUCGUCUGCACCGACCCGGAGUACGAGAAGCAGUUCUUGCGCGACCUGUCGGAGGUGGUGAUGUUCCUGCUGCUGCCGCCCGAGGACUUCCAGUGCAAGGCGCUGCGCUUCCUGCUGCGCGAGCUGCUCGUCUCCUCCGUCCUGCUGCCGCUGUUUGCGCUCUUCUCCGACCCGGACUACAUAAACCAGAUCAUCGUCUGGCUCGUGUGUAAGGAGAUCCCACUGACGAGUGAAGCCUUCCUCACUGCGCUCCGCGUCACCGACAACCGCGACGAGCUGAUGGCGACGAGGGAGAUUGUUGUGAGGGAGAUUGCACAGCUGAGGUCUCGCGACUCUGGCGGGGAGGACGACACGUGGGUGAAGCAGCAGCUGAGCUCCCUGCAGUACCUGCGGAAGGUUGUCGACGCGCGCCUCCAACGCCUCAAAGACGGUGCCGACUCAGAUUCAGCUGGAUCGGAUGGGGUAGUUUGCACCCCAACGUGUGCCAGUGUGGACGGGAGCCUGGGCGUGCCCGUGCCCGUCCCCCCGGACUCGGGUUCGCCGGAAGGCCUGCCGUCGCAGCUGGACUGGGGGCGGCUGGUGCCCUCUGGGGGAGCCGGCGGGGUGCGGCUCUUUUCGCUACCGCUGGACGUCGUGCUCAAGAACAAUGUGGCACUCUCCUACUUCAUCGACUACAUGACCAGCAUCGGGGCACAGGCCUAUCUUUUCUUCUACCUGAAUGUUGAAGGUUGGAGAGUCUCGGCCGAGCAGCAGAUAUCGGACCUAGAGCUGCACAAGAUGGGAGCUGGCGUGACGGUGGCGGGAGCGGCGGCACCGUCCGGGGGCGUCGUGGCCGGAGGCGGCAGGAAGGCGGGCGACGCUCCGCCCCCGGCACACCAGCCCCCGCAGCCCGACAGCAUGCGUGAGGCGGCCUACAGCAUAUUCGAGCAGUACCUCUCUGAAAAGGCUUCUCCCCGGCUCCGCCUGGAUGAGACGGUCGUGAGGAAGCUGCUCUUCCGCAUCCGCACGGAGGCGCCGCACGAGACCUGGUUCGACGAGGCGCAGGCUGCCGUGUACGAGAAGCUGCAGACGGAGGAGCGCUUCCUGCCCGGGUUCCGUGCCUCGGUGGGCUACGUACGGCUCCUGGCGGAACUGGACCUGCUGAGGGAGCCGGGGUCGGGAGGCGUGGGCGCCGGCCCCGGCGGGCACGGCCACGGCGACGACGAGGAGGACUCGGCCGAGAGCAGUCUCUCCGACAACGUCAGCCUCGCCAGCUUCGAGUCCGACUCCGCCACCGUCCCCGCGCCGGCGGCUGCGGCCGCUGCACUGCUGUCCGACCCGCUGGUGCUCCACGGUACAGGGUCCACACUGUCCCUGCCCGGUCCACCCACGGCGACGUCGGGCAGCGACUGCGGCUCCGUUGCGUCGUCCGUGUCUUCGGCCGCUUCGGCUGCCGGCAGUCAGUUCCUCGCCGAGAAGAGGCAGGGCCCGUCUUCCCUCACCGCCGAGAUCAUCGAAACGGGCAUCGUAAAUGACCGCGGCAAGACGUACGGCAUCUACGCGGUGUCCGUGUCCCGACGCUACGAGAUAACGGGCCACGUCGACAAGUGGCACGUCUACCGCCGGUACUCGGACUUCCACGAGCUGCACUCCAAGAUCAAGGACAAGUACGGGGACCUGGGCAAGUUGACGUUCCCCGGGAAGAAGACGUUCCACAACAUGGAACGUGCCGUGCUGGAGAAGAGGAUGAAGAUGCUCAACGACUACCUGCAAAUCGUGAUGCAGCCCGGCGUGGUGGGCUCGCACCCGCAGCUGCGCGACCUGCUGGCCGCCUUCCUCGAGCAGGGGGACUACGGCGGGGGCGGCAGCGGAGGUGGUGGGGGCAGCUCCAGCCUGGGAGUGGCACAGGUCUCCCACGCGCUGGACAGCCUGGUGGUAAACCCGUUGAAGAACUCGAUGAGAUCGGUAGGCCAGGCGGUGCGCACGGUGCCCGACAACCUGCUCAGCACCGUGGACGGCGUCGUGGACGGGCUGAGUCGCGUUUUCGGCAGCAGCGCCACCUCCGGCAGCCUGUCGGGCUCCUCCCACGGCUCCGGCAGUGCCUCGUCUCUGGCGGGGGCGGCCGCGACACCCGCGCUGUGCGAGGCUACCAAGGUCGGCGCCUCUAUCGACACGGAGACGGCGGACAACAUCCCGCUGCGCAUCAUGCUGCUGCUGAUGGACGAGGUGUUCGACCUGAAGCAGCGCAACCAGUGGCUGCGGCGGCGCAUCGUGACGCUGUUGCGCCAGAUCAUCCGCACCAUGUUCGGCGACAUCGUCAACCGCCGCAUCCUCGACUAUGUGCUGCUCAUGACCAGCCCGGACCAGGUGGCAGACUACCUGCGCGCCUUCAAGCAGGCACUGUGGCCCAAUGGGGCGCGAGCGGAGGGGCGGCCGCCCCGGGACGAGGCGACGCGCAGCCGCACUCGCGUGGCCGCCAAGGUGGCGCUGCUGUCCAGCCUGUCGGACGAGCUGAAGCACAUAAUCGGGAGCGAGACGGCGCGGCGCGGGCUUCUGCGCGUGUUCGAGCUGUUCCAGAGGCCGGUGCUCAACCGGCGCCUGCUGCACGUGCUGCUGGAGGGAGUGCUGCGGACGCUCUUCCCGGACAACAACCUCGAGCAGGUUUUCCGGAGGCUGCACUCGCGGUCUCCACGUGUCCCUCGGCAGUCGUCGAGUGGUGGGCAGCUGAAGGGAGCGUCAAAGGGUGGCGGCGGGGGUGGAGCACCUCCGGAGCUGGGGUUGCGGGGGGAGGCGAUUGCCGCCCGGACUCGGUGAUAAGAGGGGUGCGUAGGAGCCCCCAGCUGUGGACCGGACGCUUCUGGGCGCAGGUCUACUCCUGAUGCAUUUUCCCAAAACUUUUACAGUUCCGCAAUUGUUUCAAAAUGUGCCCAUACGUCCAGUCGGUGAGAACUCUGUGAAGUUAAGUUACAGUUAGUACAAAUUGUGCAACGAUCUCGGCUUCGGUGGAAAGUUUCUGAACUGAUUGUAGAGUUUGUAGCGAGUGCAAGACUGAAUUCCCGGCGUCGCUUAGGACACCGGUAGGGCUGUGACGGUUUGUCUUUCACGGGCAGUAUCGGAACGUGCUCGGCCUGCGAGGUGAUGUAGAGUUGGUCACGAGGUGUUGGCAGCUGGUGUAUGGAAUGGAAGUAUUGUGUAACGAAGUGGAAUUAAUGGCUUGUGAGUAUGUGGGAGAGUGUGAGGUUCCAUGUUGUGAGGUACUGGAAAAAGGAGAGUGGCGUAGUGUAAGUGGUGCGGAUUGAGUGCUGUAGCUUGCCUGAGUAACUGUGUGUUUGGUAUUAGUGGUCCGCAACUGUGAAGGAUUUAUUGUACAGCUGCCUAAUAACUGAAAACUGUGAAUGAAUGUUGUCUUAUAAAGUAAUUUAUUAUAGUCUUGCCACUAAUAACAAACUUUUUGUCAUUGAGGUGGCCUGCAAGUUCAGCAAUUCGUGUUAUGAAUGCUGUGAGGGAAGCAUAUCACACUUCAAUUAAAAAUGGUAACAGAUGUCGUAUAUUUCUCACUUCAAUGGAAGUGAGUAAUUUUAUUAUGAAAAGAACUGUUUCCAGGAGACCAGUAAUGUUGUAUAUAAAAUGAUUCAAAUGAAAAUAUGUACUAAUUAAUGUUAUGUUGUAGAAAUCGUUCCACAAAAAUAGUACAUCUUUUUUUUCUGUCUUUUGCAGUACCUCCUUCCCGCAAAAUAAUUAAUUCACCGUUCUCUCUCAAUCUCUCUCUCUCUGACACACACACACACACACACACACUCACACUCACACUCACACUCACACUCUCUCUCUCUCUCUCUCUCUCCCUCUCCCUCUCCCCCCCUCCCUCUCUCUCUUUCUUCUUGAAAACUUCUACAAGUGUGGUUUUGUGGGCGAUUCUAGCAUAAGUUUCUGGCAAACAAGUUUUUGUGUGCAUUCUUAUACUUGGCACCCCAAAAUAUGAUAAAGCAGCACAGUGCAUCUAAGUGAUUACAUGACAUUUCUUCUAGGAGUAAUGCCUGUUUCUCAAAUUUUCUACAGAAAUACAUUAUGGCCAACGCACUCUGCAUAGUACAAGCACGUGCUGUGAUAACAGCUUUGGUCAGACGACUUUCUCACCUGAGACUAAAUGGUUGUCCGAUCUAGUCAGCUCUGCGUGUCCAGAAAAUGAAAGCUUUGAGUUUGACAGUUCAAAAAAUAUAUAGGUUUUUACAUAGAGUUUGAAGAAAUAUUGAAAAACAUGCUUACAAGCAGUGCUGUUUAAAUGGUCUCCGUUUUAACUGGUACUUUUAAAAGAAAAUAAACAAAAAGUAAUGAAGUUACUGCUGGUGCCAAACUUAAAAAGAUGAGUGUUAGUAUAGUAUAAACUUGCACACAACUCUAGAAUUUUGUCAGCUGCUGUAAAUUAGAUUAUAAGUCUUCAAAGCACCAAACGUAAUUUAGUAGUGAGUUAUUGAUAUCUGUGUGUAUUAAGUGUGAAUGCUUUUUGAGCAAGAGAAAAAGAGAUAUAUUUAUUUUUGUAUUGUUCUUUGUGUUUGUGGACUGCUUACCAAUUUAUGUUAUGGUCCUAAGCAGAGGAGACUAUGUUGUUUUUAAAUGGUGCUUAGCAAGUGAAAGUAUUAUUAGUUUUAAUUUUCUGUGAGAAGAAAGAUGAUAUUUAAUCUUUAUCAGUGUGUGUAUUUGCAAAUGUAUGUGUGCUGUGUGAAGUUAAGCUCAUGGUACAGAUAAAUUACUGAGCACUAGACUGCCAAUGUAGGAUGUAGGGAUUAAAGAUAAUCAUUAUCCAUUUAAAUAUGUAUUCAGAACUCUGUCGGGGUCAAUUAAUUUGUCAGCCUGGGUGUAUUCUCAGCAGUAUUUCUCUGUGUGUUUUAUGUUGUUAGCAAAAAACCAGCUUUAGUGACUAUGCAAAUGUCCAUCAGUGACUGUUCAGUGUUUGCCAUUAAGGAACCGUGUCAUCGUGAGAAAUAAAGCAUGCGAAAAUUUUAUUUUCACAA
Molecule: messenger RNA, 6079 nt
Organism: Schistocerca nitens (vagrant locust)
Lineage: Eukaryota; Metazoa; Arthropoda; Insecta; Orthoptera; Acrididae
Product: sorting nexin-13-like
Exons: 22
Coding region: 222-3881 (1219 amino acids)
Cellular component (GO): early endosome
Molecular function (GO): phosphatidylinositol binding
Source: RefSeq, a predicted model, not a curated record